GAGAUCGAGGAGAAUGUGUGUGUUAAUGCAGAGUGCUGCUGGAGACCUGGCAGAGUGAGAGUGAGACAGAGAGAGAGUGAGUGGAAAAGGGGGAAGUGCUGGGAGUUGUAGCAGCAGCAGCUGCUGCCACCUCGGAGCUAAAGACUGGGAUUCAGCUCCAUCUCCAGCACGUUUUCGGCUCUCCAGAGGCAUGGAUGCUCCACGUUCAAAAGUCCUAGAAGAUCAGUGACACCUCCAAAAGCUGAAAGGAUGCUUCUCUAUUACUCCUAAAAGCAUCCGAGGACUCUGCUCCUUUUUCAGGACUGAAAGAGCAAUGGACCACAUGGAGCCCCCUGUACACAUUUUCCGUGAGGAGCCACCCUCCACCUGCUCUCCAGGCCCCUGCCUCCUCCCCAGCAGCAGCAGCUGGCUCCUGGGCUGGGCUGAAUAUGGCAACAAUGCCAGUGGUGGCUUUGAAGACUUGCAGCAGAACCACACCAACAUUUCCCCAGCUAUCCCUAUUAUCAUCACUGCUGUCUACUCUGUGGUCUUUGUGGUUGGCUUGGUGGGCAACUCUCUGGUCAUGUUUGUCAUCAUAAGGUAUACAAAGAUGAAGACGGCAACAAACAUUUAUAUUUUCAAUCUGGCUAUGGCAGAUGCUUUAGUUACUACGACUAUGCCUUUCCAAAGCACUGAAUACCUGAUGAACUCUUGGCCAUUUGGGGAUGUGUUGUGUAAAAUAGUUAUUUCAAUUGACUAUUAUAACAUGUUUACCAGCAUAUUCACAUUGACCAUGAUGAGUGUGGAUCGAUACAUUGCUGUGUGUCACCCCGUGAAAGCCCUGGACUUCCGCACUCCUCUCAAGGCAAAGAUAAUCAAUAUCUGUAUCUGGCUAUUGUCCUCGUCUGUUGGUAUAUCUGCCAUAGUUCUUGGAGGCACUAAAGUCAGAGAAGAUACUGCUAGUACUGAAUGUUCUUUGCAGUUUCCAGACUCUGAUUACAUGUGGUGGGACAUCUUCAUGAAAAUCUGCGUCUUUGUCUUUGCGUUUGUUAUUCCAGUUCUCAUUAUAAUUGUUUGCUAUACCCUGAUGAUCCUGCGCUUGAAGAGCGUACGACUUCUCUCAGGGUCUCGAGAAAAAGACCGAAACCUUCGUCGGAUCACCAGAUUGGUUCUUGUAGUUGUGGCAGUUUUCAUUAUCUGUUGGACUCCCAUUCACAUUUUUGUGCUGGUUGAGGCACUAGGGGAUGUGCCCCAUAGCACUGCAGCAAUCUCCAGCUAUUAUUUCUGUAUUGCUUUGGGUUACACCAACAGCAGUCUAAAUCCUAUCCUGUAUGCUUUUUUGGAUGAAAACUUCAAGCGCUGUUUCAAAGACUUCUGCUUUCCCUUUAAGAUGAGGAUGGAUAGGCAGAGCACCAGCAGAGUCAGAAACACAGUUCAAGACCCUGCUUACAUGAGGGAAGUGGAUGGGACAAACAAACCAGUAUGACUAGUCGUGGAGAUGUCAUCUUACUGUCCUCAAGGAAUAGAAUCAAACGAUCUUGGACUAACUCAAAUAACCACUGUGGUUUGAGACAUUUUUGAUAAUAUUUGGGAGUUCUCACAGUUUGAACUAAAAUAUGUUAAUUGCUUAGGACAGGGAAUUCCCCAAAAUAAGCUCAAAGGAAAAAGAUGACUGACUGCCAGAUUUUGGAACCAUAUUUACAAUGGAGCUGAGCAAGUGGUAAAAUACCCACUUUCAGCAAGGUAGGAAGUGCUUCAUACUGUAUUAGGUGACUCUGGACAAGAAAAAAAUUAAACUGUUCUUCUUAUAGUACAUAUCUGCCACCUUCUAGUCUAUACCAAGCAACAUUUGGUGAUAACACUAAAUCAGAUUAUGGCAGAAACUCUGUUUUGACCUAAAAAUCUUUGCUUCAGACAAACAAAAAGAAGGCAUCCUAACUUAUUUUGCUGCUUAGUGAAUAGUAUCAGUUCUGAGACUACAAAACAUGGCAGAGCUAUGUAAUCAAAAUUCUCAUUAACUACUUUGUGUGAAAUAACAUACGUUUGUCUGUAUUGUGGAGAUCCAGUUUAAGCAUGAUCUGCCUUCAGACCAAAAUGAUUUUAUUGUGUCUGUGUAUUGUGAAAACUUUUCAAUGCUUAAAAAAAUCAAGAUUUAAAGAUAAUCCUUAAUAUAUUUUAGCACAUGUUAAGUCACAUACGAUGCUUACUGUCUUUAUAUGUGAUUCUCCAAAAGAUGUAUAUCUAUUGAUUGUGGAUAUUCCAGUAUGCCUUUCAACAACUCGUUGUUCAGCAAAAUACUAGAAAAAUGCAAAGAAUUCUUGACUGGUCACUAAAUCGUUAAAAAGAACAGUAUAAUAAAAGACCCAACAGUAAAAGAGCAAAAUUAAUGUUAUAUUAGCUGUCCUUGAUAUAUACACAAUUUCAGAAAAUUUUAAAAAGUAAAGAAUGUAUAUGGGGACUGGUUACUAAAAAUGUAGUAAAUUGACACAAAAAUCAAUGAGAGUUAAUUGCAUUUAUAAGUACACACUAUGGCACUGACUAGAGAAAGCUCUCAUUGCACGUUUAGUCACAUUGAUACAUUUAGCCUCAAAAGAGUCUUACAAAUUGAGUAAGUAGUAUUACCUCAAUUUUUCAAUAAAGGUGUGGAAGCCAAGGCAAAGAGAAUGUAAGUGACUUGCCCAAGGUUAUAAGGUAAGUUUAUUGCAGAGCUGAGACUAAACUACGGAACAUCAGUCUCCCACCCCUGUGCUUUUAACUACUAGAAUAACCACACCGUCUAGGAUCUUAAUCUUACUCCCAUUGAAGUUAAUGGGAGUGUUGCUGUUGUGUUCAUUGGGAGCAGAAUUAGACACCCAGCGAACACCAACUGUUUGAUCAUUUUCAUCACUCAUAGUAAAGACAUGAGGUCUCCAUCAUAGUUUACAGUGCGAUUCAAUUGGAGGCUGUUUUGUUGGUGCUUUAAGUGGCCUCUUAACUCCAAGCAGACAUGUAUGAUUUUAAAUAAAGAUACAUGUGCCAAUAUUUUCAAUAAUGGGUGCCUAAAUGUAGGCUCCUAAGUUCAUAUUUAGGUACCUAAGUGAGUGCAGAGUCCAUAGACUGCUGGGUGCCCAGCACUUUUGAAAUUCAUGCCACUUACUUAGGCACUUAAGCAUUUAGGACUCUAACUUUAGGGACCUAUUCUUGAAAAUAUUGGCCACAGUAUCUGGUUAAAUCUAGCACUUUCUGAUUGUGCCUAUAGGGCCAACAUUUAAUCAUUUUUGUUGCUCUCCUCUGGACUUUCUCCAAUUUGUCCACAUCUUUCCUGAAAUGUGGCAUCCAGAACUGGACCCAAUACUCCAGCUGAGGCCUUAUCAGCACGGAGUAGAGUGGAAGAAUUACUUCUUGUGUCUUGCUUACAAAACUCCUGUUAAUACAUCCCAGAAUGAUGUUUGCUUUUUUUUUUUUUUCCUGUUGACUCAUAUUUAGCUUGUGAUCCACUCUGACCUCCAGAUCCCUUUCCGCAGUACUCUUUUCUAGGCAGUCAUUUCCCAUUUUGUAUGUGUGCAAUUGAUUGUGCCUUCCUAAGUGGAGUGCUUUGCAUUUGUCCUUAUUGAAUUUCAUCCUAUUUACGUCAGACCAUUUCUCCAGUUUAUCCAGAUCAUUUUGAAUUUUAAUCCUAUCCGCCAAAGCACUUGCAAUCCCUCCUGGCUUGGUGUCCUCCACAAACAUUAUAAGUGUACUCUCUAUGCCAUUAUCUAAAUCACCAAUGAAGAUAUUGAACAGAACCAGACCCAGAACUGAUUCCUGUGGGACACCACUUGAUAUGUCCUUCCAGUUUGACUGUGAGCCACUGAUAACCACUUUCUGGGAAUGGUUUUCCAACCACUUAUACAUGCACCUUAUAGUAGCUCCAUCUAGGCUAUAUUUUCCUAGUUUGUUUAUGAGACAGUCACACAAGACAGUAUCAAAAGCCUUACUAAAGUCAAGAUAUACCACAUUUACUGCUUCCCCCCUAUCCACAAGGCUUAUUACUCUUUCAAAGAAAGCUAUUAGGUUGGUUUGGCAUGGUUUGUUCUUGACAAAUCCACGUUGACUGUUACUUAUAACCUUAUUAUUUUCUAGGGGGUUGCGAAUUGGUUGCUUGAUUAUUCACUCCAUUAUGUUUCUGGGUACCGAAGUUAAGAUGGCUGGUCUGUAAUUCCCCAGGUUGUCCUUAUUUCCCUUUUUAUAGAUGGGCACUAUAUUUGCCAUCUUCCAGUGCUCUGGAAUCUCUCCCGUCUUUGAUGAGUUUUCAAAGAUAAUCACUAAUGGUUCAGGUAUCUCCUCAGUGAGUGUCUUGAGUAUUCUUGGAUGUAUUUCAUCAGGUCCUGCCGAUUUGAAGGUAUCUAACUUGUCUAAAUACUUUUUAGCUUGUUCUUUCCCUAUUUAAGCCUCAGAUCCUACCUCAUUGUCACUGGUGGUCACUAUGUUAGAUGUCUGAUCGCUACUAACCUGAACCAAAUAAGUCAUUUAGCAUUUUUGAGAUUUCCACAUUUUCUGUUAUUGUCUUUCCCUGCUCACUGAGUAAUGGGCCUACCCUGUCCUUGGUCUUCCCCUUGCUUCUAAUAUAUUUGUAGAAUUACUUUUUGUUACCCUUUAUGUCUCUAGCUAGUUUAAUCUCAUUUUGUGCCUUGGCCUUUUUAAUUUUGUUCCUACAUGCUUGAGUUGUUUAUUUAUAUUCAUCCUUCCUAAUUUGAGAUAGUUUCCACUUUUUGUAGGCUCUUUUCUGAGUUUCAGAUCACUGAAGAUCUCCUGAUUAAGCCAGGGUGGUCUCUUGCCAUACUUCUUAUCUUUCUUGUGCAGUGGGAUAGUUUACUCUUGUGCCUGUAACAAUGUCUUUUUCAAAAAACUGCCAACUCUCUCAAACUGUUUCUCCCCUUAGACUUCCUUCCCAUGGGAUCUUACCUAUCAACUCCCUGAGUUUGCUAAAGUCUUUCUUCUUGAAAUCCAUUAUCUUUAUUCUGCUGUUUUCCUCCUACCAUUCCUUAGAAUCAUGAACUCUAUCAUUUAAUGAUCACUUUCACCCAAGCUGCCUUCCACUUUUUAAUUCACAACCAGUUCCCCCCUAUUUGUCAAAAAUCAUAUCUAGAACAACCUCUCCCCUGGUUGCUUUCUCCACCUUCUGUAAUAAAAAUUUGUCUCCAAUGCAUGCCAAGGACUUUUUGGAUAAUCUGUGCCCUGCUGUAUUAUUUUCCCAACAGAUGUCUGGGUAGUUGAAGUCCCCCAUCACCACCAAGUCCCAUGCUUUGGAUGAUUGUUAGUUGUUUAAAAAAGUCUCAUCCACCUCUUCCUGGUUAGGUGGUCUAUAGUAGACCCCUACCAUGCUAUCACCCUGUUUUUUCCAACUUUUAUCCUUACCUAGAAGAAGGAUUGAAAAAAAUGGGUUUCUUUAGUCUGGGGAAGAGAAGAUUAAGGGGGGAACAUGAUGAUAAUUUUCAAGUACAUAAAAGGUUGUUACAAAGAGGAGGGUGAAAAAUUGUUUUCUUUAACCUUUCACAAUAGGACAAGAAGCAAUGGGCUUAAAUUGCAGCAAGAGAGGUUUAGGUUGGACAUUAGAAAAAUCUUCCUAACUGUCAGGGUAGUUAAGUAGUGGAACAAAUUGCCUGGACAGGUUGUGGAAUCUCCGUCAUUGGAGGUUUUUAAGUACAGGUUAGACAAACCGCUGUUAGGAAUGGUCUAGUUAUUACCUAGUCCUGCUUUGAGUGCAGGCUACUGGAGUAGAUGACCUAUUGAGGUCCUUUCCAGUCCUACACUUCUGUGAUUUGAUUUGCACGUGCACAUCUGUGAUUUGCGGACGCAAGUCAGGCAGCUGCAAAGACUGCACAUUCUCAACUCUGAAAACCUGGCUCAUAAUUCUUUAGUUAAACUUUGCCUAAAUGGCUGUACUCCUUUCUAAAUAAUCUAGCAUUCAAAGAGAUAGUGAAUUUUACCCUGAGCUAUCAGAUGUGCCUAAUGUACGAAGGGCAAAAUUCUAGUCUCUAAAUCUAAAUGUGGAUCUACAUUCUACUGCAUAUCUGCCCUUCUCUAUGAAGAAUUCUUAAGAGAACCAUAGGGUAGAUAUGAAACAGGUUUCAUCCUUAAUAUGGUCAUUAACAAUGUAUAACUAUACAUUUUUAAUUUAAAUAAUAUGAUAUGACAAGAGACGACAACUGAAAUGUUUGGAAAGCAAUCCAAAAACCCUGUUCAAAGGAGAAAAUUAUACGUGAAUGGUAAAGCAUCUUCCAGUUAUUUAAAAUAAACUUGUCGGGAAAUGUUGAAAAAGAGGAGUGAAUGGACUUGACCCCAUGAGUUCUUCUCAUUCUAAAAAAAAAGUGUAUUGUGUUCACAUUUUGCUAGUGUACUGUAUAUAUAUACAUGUGUUUAAAUAGAGGUGUUAUUCUCUGCAUUACAUGCAUUGCCCUGCCUUGUAAUGAAAAAUCAAUGUAGCUCUUAAGUUGUAUAAUAGAACUCUAAUAAUCA
Chelonia mydas (Green sea turtle) is the source of this 6456-nucleotide messenger RNA. RefSeq names its product opioid receptor kappa 1 (gene OPRK1). The record is from RefSeq and is a predicted model, not a curated record. Gene Ontology annotation, molecular function: neuropeptide binding; dynorphin receptor activity. Bases 314 to 1465 code for a protein of 383 amino acids. Gene Ontology annotation, cellular component: neuron projection; membrane. NCBI's taxonomy places the organism in Eukaryota, Metazoa, Chordata, Testudines, Cheloniidae. Gene Ontology annotation, biological process: neuropeptide signaling pathway; sensory perception of pain; G protein-coupled opioid receptor signaling pathway. The transcript is spliced from 4 exons.